Molecule: messenger RNA, 4162 nt
Organism: Chelonia mydas (Green sea turtle)
Lineage: Eukaryota; Metazoa; Chordata; Testudines; Cheloniidae
Gene: MTPN
Product: myotrophin
Exons: 4
Coding region: 458-814 (118 amino acids)
Biological process (GO): regulation of barbed-end actin filament capping
Cellular component (GO): cytoplasm; nucleus
Molecular function (GO): protein binding
Source: RefSeq, a predicted model, not a curated record
AGAGCGGCGCUUAAGAGCCCUUGAGCCAGGCACAGCCGGGCGGCAAGCGCUCCUUCCCUCGGCCUCCGGAGGCGCAUGCUCAGUGAGACAAGCGAGAGUCGCCGGGAGGCGCAUGCGUAGUUUAGUGGUCUUUCUCUGCUUAGGGUGGAAGGGGCCGGGCUCGGGCUGACCGAAUGAAAACCGGAAGCGGAAAGGCUGCGUGUAAAACCGCUUUUCCCUUCCGUUAGGCGGAUUCCCCUCCCCCGCCUCUGUUCCCGGCGCAGAGCGAGAGCUGCAGGCCCGGAACGUUGUGUUAUAACCGCCCUAACUGCCGCCCGCCUGUGUCCCCUCCCUUGGCAGAGCGAGAGCCGGCCCGAGAAGGCUCCCUCCCCGCGCCCUGAGCCGCGCUGCCCCACCUGCCCCUCUCCGUGUGGGUGCUGGGCCCUCGCCGCUCCCGCGUCUCUGUCCGGCGGCCGCGAUGUCUGACAAGGAGUUUAUGUGGGCCCUCAAAAAUGGAGACCUGGAUGAGGUGAAGGACUAUGUGGCUAAGGGUGAAGAUGUCAACCGGACACUGGAAGGUGGGAGGAAACCUCUUCACUAUGCAGCAGAUUGUGGGCAGCUUGAGAUUCUGGAAUUUCUGCUAUUAAAAGGAGCUGAUAUUAAUGCUCCAGAUAAACAUCAUAUCACACCACUUCUAUCAGCAGUCUAUGAGGGUCAUGUCACUUGUGUGAAAUUGCUUCUGUCAAAGGGUGCUGAUAAGUCUGUGAAAGGCCCAGAUGGACUAACUGCCUUUGAAGCCACUGACAACCAGGCAAUCAAAGCUCUUCUUCAGUGAUGGAUGGACUGAUAUAACUAAUGUCUUUUCUGUGGCCUCACACUGCUGCCUGUCUGUCACUCUUUGUAUCUUCCAGCUUCUUCAGCUAAAUACUUUGGGGGGAGGGGAAUUCUCAAUGAAUCAAACUAACUAGGGGUCUCGAUCAAAACGAUAAUCUGUUUGGAGAGAAUGGAAAUCUGUAUAAUCAGUGUCCUUCAGGGUUUGUUUCAUGCACAAUCUUUUUUCCAUUUCUAGUGAAAACAAACUUCUUCUGCAGGAGGGAGAAAGAACUUGCACUUAAUUGGGUUGUAGGCCUCCCUGAUUAGUUCUAUUAAGUUUUGUGUUGAAAGAUCAAUUUAGACAAAAGUACUGUAUUAAGUACUCUAAAACUCUAACUAAGAGGCAGUAGUCCAGUGCUGUUAGUGUGGGCCAUGAUAUAAAAUGUAGUAAUUGAGGCAGUUGGGUUGCUUAUCUCUUGAUAACUAUAUCCUUCUGCUUUAAAGCAUAUGUUGAAAUACUGAAGACUUCUGAUACUAGUUAAAGGAGCUAUCUCCACCUUGACUAAUCAGAUGCCACACUAACCUUUUUUGACUCCUUGUAAAUCAGGAAAGACCAGUUUAGGCAAGACCUUCUUAUAUUAAGAACUCUGUAAUCCAAAAGGCCUGCCAAGGUACCUUGGGAAGAUUGAACUUCAGGAUUUCCCUCCCCCACCCCCAAUGUGUUCUAGUCCAGAACUGACCAAUCUGACUUACAAUAUUUUGGGGUCUGAUAAGAAACGUCACUGCAGUUUACCCUUUUGGAUUGUCAGUUGGAAUUUCCUCAUUUACCAUGUCAAUGUAAACAAUGUAGGCACAUAUGGUGAAAGCUCCAGGCCCUCUGGUACCCAAGAAGAAUUUCUCUGCUACCUUAAAUGAUUUAAAUUUAGUGCUGCUGGUAAUUAUUUAGAUGUUCUCACUAGAAACUAAUAUCAAAAUUGCUAAAUGUUUUUUGCUAUAGUUUCAAAAAAAUAGUUCUGUGAAGAGCUUUUCUAUAUUCUACUGUCAGGAAAAGGAAGACUUAAAUACAGUUUCACUGAAAUCUGUAACUACCACAAGAGGAAAGGUAAGAUUUUUUUUUAAUGAAUUUCCUACGAUUCCUCAUCAACUGUCUGAAAAGGAGCUCUUUUAAUGUCAUGACUUCAUUGAGAGCAAUGGGCUUCUUCUGAAGCUCCUGCUACGUUCCUACAGCAUGUAUGAUCCCGCAAAUAUAUUUAAAUUUCAUCUGGAAGUUAAUGUACUAGUAAAUAUUACAGCAGUAGAACUGAUAACUAAUGGAAGCAGAUUUAAGAUUGUAAAAAGGGAUUCCCACCCCAUUCCUCCCAUGAAAGUCUGAGCUUUUGAUUUUCAUCUUUAAUUUGCAUUAGACACAUACCAGCUCACCCAAACAAUUCACAGUACCUUUUUUUUUUUUAAGGCAUACAUUAUGUAAAAGAAUAUAUUUACCUUUGGGAUGUCAGUAUAUGUUGCUUUCAGGCAUUAUGGUAACAUGCAAAAAAUGUGCAUCAUGUUUAAUGCAGAGUAUGUUUAAACAAAACAAGGAAAUCUUAUUUUGAUUUCCCAUGUCUGGAAUUGAGGUGAUGUCAGGAGGGUGAGCAAUACAAUAUUUGGGGAUUGCCAUCCAGAUAAAUACAUACUGAGACAUUUUGGGUUCAUAUUUUAACCAUGUUGCAUAAAAUUGAAUGUACUUCAAUUAUAAACAACCCUGUAUUUAGAAUGUAAAAUGAGAACAAACCGAGUUAUACAUAUGCAGCAUCCCCACAGGAUAAAAAAAUCAGGAAUACAGUCAUUCUGGCCAAUGAGAAACUGUAGUGAGCCAUUAUUGAUAGGUUUCUUGGAUUUAUGGGAGGUAUGGAUGGCAAAGAAGAGUGGAAAGAUUAGAAAUGUUUUAAAAACUGUAAUCAAUCACUGAGUAACUGAUAAAUGAACGAGCACACUUGACUAGCUGUUCUUUAUUAAGCCUUUUAAAAUAAAGAACUCUGUAAUCUAUCUCUAAUCAAUGCUGGACUAUCAUCUCAUUACGAUAGUGUAGACUCUGAAUACAAAUUCUGACUUUCUGUAAGAUAUCACUGAAAUUAUUUCUAUAUUGGCAUAAACUAGUCUCUACUUAUGCUAUUAAAAUACUAGUCCAAAUUGCAGUUUUCUGAAAUCUUUUUUUAAAAAUGUCAAGUUUGUAGUGAGUAGUGUCAACAAAUUGUGUAUCUGGCCAUAACAUAACCUCGUAUUGUCCUUUUCUCUUUGCCUUAGCUUCCCCGCAUUGCGCCGCCGCCCCCCCCCCCCCCCACCUCCUAUCAAGUGAUCAUAAUUGUAGCACUGGAUCAUUUGAACCUUCUUUGUACUAGUUCUUCUGGUGAUACAGUAGAGGCUAUUUAGCCUUAAUUUCCUGCAAUUAUGAAAACACUUGAAUUUUUCUUGACCUAUUUCAUGUGGAAAAAAAACUGCAAACACUCUCUAACAAGAAAAGUGUGUGUUUAAUUUGACUAUAAUAUGAAUCCAAGCUACUUUGCCAGAAUAGAUAAAGGAUGAUAUUUAAAUGUAUGUUUUUACUAAAGAAGAAAAACUUGUUUGCUUUUUGCACUACAUGAAGGGUUGUCAUUUUUGUCCAGGUUUUAAGAAAUAUUAAACACUUUUGUCCAUGCACAAAACAGAAAGAUUAUAGGUUUGUUCAUUCACUUCCUUUUCAUCACAUUAUGUGAGAAAUUGCCUGGCUACCUGUUUCUAACUAGUCCUUCGAUGGGUCAAAUUGUCAAACUGUAGAUUCUUUUACACACAGGAAACUGUAGAAUAAUCAAACACAAAGGCUUAGAUAUCAUGUCAAAGCCAACUGGAAGUGCAUACAUUUGGAAAUCCACUUAAUUUUUAUUGCUCUCCCUUUCAAUUUGCGUUGAAUGUUUUAGAACUAAAAUGUAUCUUGGUUUUUACAUCCUCUGCUCCUCUUCCUUAUUUAAAAUAAAUGCUUGAGACUUAAAUGGAGCUUCCUCCUCCUCCUUUAAUACAAUAUUGAAUGCAUUAAUUUGUCUGUAGAAGAGGCUGGUAAGAGUGGAGUGUCCUAGUUCAAGCAAUUGCAGUGUUGCAUGCAAAAUUUCAAAAUGAACUGUCUUAACUAUAUUUUGUAAAUGAAGAAACAAUCAUAUCUUUCUACGUAGUGAUGGAAGAAAAUUAAUGCUUUGUGCAUUUUGAUAUUUGACUUCCUCUUUUCACCAGUGUAGUUAUUUUGACACAGUUGGGUUUAUCGUUAUCAUAGUUCAUGGACAUCAGAAUGCUCAAUGAUACUGUAUUUUUAAGUUUGUUGCAAGAAUGAAUGAAUGAAAUAAACUUGAAUUGUGCUACAGAA